This is a messenger RNA of Cornus florida, 2564 nucleotides long. Its product is annotated as formate dehydrogenase, mitochondrial-like. The record is from RefSeq and is a predicted model, not a curated record. Gene Ontology annotation, molecular function: NAD binding; oxidoreductase activity, acting on the CH-OH group of donors, NAD or NADP as acceptor. The coding region runs from base 638 to 2179 and encodes 513 amino acids. NCBI's taxonomy places the organism in Eukaryota, Viridiplantae, Streptophyta, Magnoliopsida, Cornales, Cornaceae. The transcript has 10 exons. Gene Ontology annotation, cellular component: mitochondrion; chloroplast.
AAGGAUUCUAUUCGAGGGAUCUUUCCUUUUCUUUCAAAUCAUGUCAAAUUUGGAAGAUUCUGUUUGAGGGGCCAUUCUUCCAAAUCUUUUCCAAUCGUUUCUUCUCUAUCCAAUUACUCUCUACCAAACACUCUGUACAAUAUCUUUUUCUUUCUUUUUUCUCCAAAUCCCUCUAAUAAAUCCCUCCAUCCAAACAAAGCCUAAGCUAUUAUUCUGUACUGUGCUAGGGUUUUCAGAAGAACUGGUUGUCAAAGUUUGUUCCUUUUUCAUUUAUCCUCUUGUGUAAUGUUGUUUCUUUUAUGCACUCCCUGCAAAGAGAAGGCUGUUGUUUACGAAUCAAUUGUUGAUUUUUCAUUUAUAACAGCAACCCUUUUACCCAUUCUUCUUUGAGCGAAUAAGUUAUUGUUUCGUGACUGGAUUCAGGCCAACCAUUCGCUGUUAAGAUCUUGGAGAAGAAUUGAAUUCUUUGCCUCAAGAUCACCGAUCAGCUCACCAAAUUUGGGACAGCAUCUCCGCCCUGUAUUCCGCUCAUUAAAGUCUGACUACACCCUCACACUAAUCUCCUCUCAGGCCUCCCUACUUUUUGCCCAAUCACCGUGUUAUCUACUUCGCCAGCAGCAAAGAUAGUCAGUUCAGUAUGAGUUCCCGCAUGGUAAAAUUCGGGAUCUGCAUCGUUCAUGCAACUCAUCUUCCAGAGUGCAGUGAAAACUCCCAAAUGCAUGCUUACGUUGCAGUUGCAGUUGGGAAGCAUAGAGUGAAGAAAACUCAAACCGGCUGGCUUAACAUGCGAAGCUCGCUUUGGUUAUCCAUCUUAUUUUUCAAAUUAGACGUGUCGGAGGUUGAUCAAGAAGGGGUCAUGGUUUCUUUCAAGUUAUACCGGAAGGAUGCCAAUUCCAAAAAUGACGAGUACAUUGGUGGGGUGUACAAAUCUUUAAAUCAGUUUUGGAAUGAGAGGGUGAUGAAUGAGCAGGACAUACCGUGUGAUUUACCCUUGAAAAAGGAUUUGGGUGAAUUUGUUGGACGGAUAUAUUUUAGUUACUGGUUUAUUGAAGAUCCCUGGUGGAACAAAUUGAGUAAGAAAAAGAUUUCCUGUACGCCGAUUUUCUGUGGCUUAAACUCUAAGUUUUCUCAUGGAAGCAAAAAGAUCAUUGGUUUCUCUUACAAAGCUAAUGAAUAUGCUUCGAUAGAGCCCAACUUUACAAGCCGUGUAGAAGGAGCCUUGGGCAUUCGGGACUGGUUGGAAUCACAAGGUCACCAGUACAUUGUCAUCGACGGCAAAGAUGGAUCUGAUUGUGAACUUGAGAAGCAUAUUCCUGAUCUCCACGUGCUGAUAACUACCCCUUUCCAUCCGACCUAUGCAACGGCUGAAAGGAUCAAGAAGGCCAAAAAAUUGCAACUGGUGCUCACAGCUGGAAUUGGUUCUGAUCUUAUUGAUUUGAAGGCAGCAGCUGCUGCUUGUUUAACAGUUGUAGACGUCACUGGAAACAAUGUAGUCUCUGUUGCAGAUGAUGAGCUCAUGAGAAUCCUCAUUCUUGUCAAGAAUCUUUUGCCUCGAUACCAUCAAGUUUUCAGCAGGGAGAGGGAUGUUACAGCUAUUGCUCAUAGAGCUUAUCAUCUUGAAGGAAAGACGGUGGGAAUUGUUGGCGCUGGACGUAUUAGCAGGCUUUUACUUCAACGUUUGGAGCCUUUCAACUGUAACCUCCUAUAUCAUGAUUGGGUCAAGAUGGACUCAGAAUUGGAGAAUCAAACAGGGGCAAAGUUUGAGGAGGAUCUUGACUCAAUGAUUGCCCAAUGUGACAUAAUUGUCAUCAAUACACCUCUCAUGGAGAAAACAAAAGGGAUGUUUGACAAAGAUAGGAUUGCUAAGCUGAAGAAGGGAGUUCUAAUUGUUAACAAUGCUUGGGGAGCAAUCACAGAUGCACAAGCAGUUGUUGAUGCUUAUUCUAGCGGACAAAUUGCAGGUUACAGUGGGUAUGUUUGGUACCCACACCCAACUGGGCUUCGGAAAUGCAUGCCAAUGCCAAUCCAACCUAUGACCCCUCGUAUUUCUGGCACUACCGUUGAUGCGCAGUUGCAAUAUGCGGCUGGAGUGAAGGAUAUGCUAAAGAGGUACUUAAAGGGUGAAGAUUUUCCUCCACAAAAUUACAUUGUCAAGGAGGGUCAACUAGUAAGCUACUGAAGAUGAUGCUAGUAAGGCUCGUAAGUGGGAUCUCUCACAUCUGAGGGUUUAAACUUCUAACCUCUUAAACAGUUUUAAUAUAUACAGAGUAGUAGUGUAACAUAACUCUUUGGGAAUGGGUUUUAAGAGCAGACAAAAAAAAUGUAAAAAUUGUAUAAAUAAAUUUAAAAAACAACGAUAUGCAUGAAUUUAAUUUGGUUCGACUCGAGCAAAAUCGAAACAGAAAGAUUGACUUACUAUAUGGGUGUCUGAAUGGUGUGAGGGUAUUUUCGACUCCCAGCUUAAUCUCUCAUUGCACAGAGAUUGUUUCUUUGACUAGAAUUGUACUUGGUUAUUUCCAAGAAACCAAAUGGAUCUGAAAUUAAUGCUAAUAAUGUGUAAUUAA